AUGCUGCUUUUUUAUUUCUCCCCCACACGUGUUGUUGACCUUAUCCUGGCACAGCCACCAAAGGGAAAAGUCCAUCAUGCUUUGGUUCCAUUUUCAGCUCCUGUACGACACAGCAGCGGCCACGGGAAGAGAAUGUUUAUUAUCAAGGCAACAAGUUUUUAUGAUACUCGAUUUCUUAACUUGUUGAGGUUCUAUGUUUUUCUGACGGGAAUACCAGUGGCACUAUUCAUAACGUAUGUCAACAUCUUCAUUGGUGAAGCUGAACUUGCAGAGAUUCCUGAAGGUUAUAUUCCGGAGUACUGGGAAUACUACAAGCACCCUAUAAGUCGCUGGAUAGCUCGUUACCUCCUUGACUCCCCUGAAAAGAACUAUGAGAAAGAGAUGGCUAUGCUUGAUAUUGAAGCCAAGAAAACUGAAAUGAGGCUGUUGGAGCUGGAAGCUCGAAGACUCAUGAGACACAGGGGAGAUGGACCUUGGUAUCAUUAUGAAACACCUGAUAAAAAUCUUAUUGACAAUUCUCCAAAAUCCACACCUGACAAUUAAACAAUUUCAAGAUAAUAUACAUUGUCUUAAAUGCAUACCAACAAAUGGUGAAUGAGCUAUGUAAUAUAUACAUCCUGCUGUGUACUGAUGGAAAUGAAUAAAAA
Messenger RNA from Chaetura pelagica (chimney swift), 647 nucleotides. It is a transcript of the gene NDUFB5, whose product is annotated as NADH dehydrogenase (ubiquinone) 1 beta subcomplex, 5, 16kDa. The record is from RefSeq and is a predicted model, not a curated record. NCBI's taxonomy places the organism in Eukaryota, Metazoa, Chordata, Aves, Apodiformes, Apodidae. The transcript is spliced from 5 exons. Bases 1 to 543 code for a protein of 180 amino acids.